CCAGGACUAUGAAACACUUCGACCGUGCUUAGGUUGGGUCUCUGCCGAAACCGUCCGAAAAACCCUCAUGGUCACCACGCAGCAUGCCCGAGAAGUCUACAACGUCCCGCUACGCAAGCAUUUCAAGUCACGUUUCCCAGCCUUAGACGUGCAUCGUCGCAACGAGCCCGUCGCCACUGAUACAAUCUGGUCUGACACACCCGCUGUGGAUAAUGGCGCCAAGUUUGCACAACUCUUUGUCGGCCACCGAUCUCUUGUCACUGAUGUGUACCCGAUGAAAACCGAUAAAGAAUUUGUCAACACCCUCGAAGAUCACAUUAGAUACCGUGGCGCAAUGGAUAAACUGAUCAGUGAUCGUGCUCAGGUUGAAAUCAGCAAAAAGGUCACUGACAUUACACGGGCUUAUAACAUCGACCAAUGGCAGAGCGAACCCAACCAUCAGCAUCAGAAUUUUGCCGAACGUCGUAUUGCCACUAUUGAAGCAAACACCAACAAUAUUCUCAAUCGUACCGGUGCCCCUGAUUCCACUUGGCUUCUUUGCGUCACGUACGUUUGUUGCGUUUUUAACCAUUUGGCGCAUGAGUCCCUCGACAACCGUACACCCCUCGAGAUCUUAUCUGGUUCCACACCUGAUAUCAGUGUUCUCCUUCAGUUUCAUUUUUGGGAACCCAUUUAUUAUCGCCUCGAAGAUGCGACAUUCCCUUCUGAUGGUACUGAGCAACGAGGACAUUUUGUUGGCAUCGCGGAUUCCGUGGGAGAUGCACUUACUUAUAAGAUCCUCACUGACGGCACCAACAAAAUUCUGUACCGUUCUAGUGUUCGUUCUGCAACCAUCCCAGGAGAAACCAACCUACGCCUUACACCACAGGAUGGGGAGCGUGGUCCCAAGCCCAUUAACUUUAUCAAGUCGCGUAGAACCGAAAAUCAAAAUUCCUAUGCCAUAAAGGAGUUGCCUGGUUUCACACCCGAUGACCUCAUUGGUCGUACGUUCCUCACCGAUACUCGUGAUGAUGGGGAGCGUCUGCGGGCACGAAUCACUCGAAAAAUACUUGAUCCAGACAAACCUUCGGAUAUCAAUGUGAGUCAAGGUGGGAAUCGUGGUGGGAUUGUUUCCUUUAUGUCGGCCUUAUUGUACGACCCGAUGUAUACGUGGUAUGACCAGAGUCGUCCCACAUCGGAAGCCACGGAAAUUGAACCCAAGGAUGGAGAAUAG
This is a messenger RNA of Phaeodactylum tricornutum CCAP 1055/1, 1213 nucleotides long. RefSeq lists its product with no specific name. The record is from RefSeq and is a predicted model, not a curated record. The transcript is spliced from 2 exons. Gene Ontology annotation, biological process: DNA integration. The coding region runs from base 68 to 1213 and encodes 381 amino acids. Lineage: Eukaryota; Bacillariophyta; Bacillariophyceae; Surirellales; Neidiaceae. Gene Ontology annotation, molecular function: nucleic acid binding.